UAUCUCGAUAGGGAGAAGUGAGGAAUUUUUUAAUCUGGCCAUUGCUGCUGGGUAUGCUCUGUCGGUAAUAAAUUUGCACGGCAUCGUUUUUAUCUAUCGAAAGAUAGAAAAAAUUUUGUUUGUUGUUGGUAAAGUAGAUUUUAGUUUUAUCUUGACUCAUUGUCAACAAUAAAUUUGUUGAAAACAAGCCUGCUUUUUAUUUUCUUCCUGAAGUGACUGUUAAUAUUCAUUACUAAGAUCUUAUUAUUAAUUUAAAUUUGUUAAAUGGCUUCAUUAAUUAAUGAUCAACGUGAUAUUGAAGAAGGAGCAGAAUUACAGAAACUAAAUAAAGUAAUAGCUGAAUUAAAUGAUGACCAAAAGAAAUUUCUUGCUGAUUGUGAUUUAGAAUUUUCUAAUCGCUACACAGAUGAUGAUGUCGAUUACGUUAAUAAUAAAACAAAGCGAGAUUCUUGCAAAAAAGAACCUCCAAUAAUUGAAAACUGGUGGAGUAGGCAAUCAAAAAGGCGUGAUAAUGAUUCAGGUCGACACAAACGUGGCCAUAAUGACGAAGAGCAUCGAAAUCAAAAGCAUAGGAGACAUCGUUACUUAAGAUUUAACUAAUGUUCUAACUGUAUAUUUAGUAAGAUAUUUGCAAUUUUUCAGUAAUUACAAACACUCAUAUCUACUAUAGCUUGACGAAAUGUUCAGUAAUUAUUAUUAUUGUUCAUUAAAAAAAGAAUUUUUCUAAUAGAAAAUUUAAUUCGCAAAAUUAUUUACAUGGAAUAUGAUAAAAAUGAAAAAAUUUGCUGUUUAAAAAUAAAUUUUACAACCAUA
Messenger RNA from Chelonus insularis, 813 nucleotides. RefSeq lists its product as uncharacterized. Bases 265 to 600 code for a protein of 111 amino acids. Gene Ontology annotation, molecular function: RNA binding. Gene Ontology annotation, biological process: RNA 5'-cap (guanine-N7)-methylation. The transcript is spliced from 2 exons. Lineage: Eukaryota; Metazoa; Arthropoda; Insecta; Hymenoptera; Braconidae. The record is from RefSeq and is a predicted model, not a curated record.